This is a messenger RNA of Micropterus salmoides (largemouth bass), 4087 nucleotides long. Its product is annotated as calcium homeostasis modulator protein 2-like. NCBI's taxonomy places the organism in Eukaryota, Metazoa, Chordata, Actinopteri, Centrarchiformes, Centrarchidae. The record is from RefSeq and is a predicted model, not a curated record. The transcript is spliced from 3 exons. The coding region runs from base 272 to 1231 and encodes 319 amino acids. Gene Ontology annotation, molecular function: monoatomic cation channel activity.
GUGAGGAAUCUGGAGGGCCGUCCCUGCCUGUGAGUCAUCACCGGUGCCCAGACUGCUAGCAGACUCAAAAAAAGGGACCUCUCUUUUCAGCUUGACGUGUAUAACGUUGAUUUUAGUUUUUGGACAACAUAUUUUCUCCAGUUUUUCCAGAUUUUCAAUGCAGGGGAUGUUUAUAAUAUAUUACAGAGGCUGAGUCACUUGCCCCGCCCCAGGACACUGCCAGAGAGCUGACAUUGCUGUGAGCCAAACGCGAUCUCAGUAAAGACAAAACAUGGCUGCUGCACUCAUCACAGAGAACUUUAAGUUUGUGUCCCUCUUCUUCAAGAGUAAAGAUGUGAUGAUCUUCAACGGUCUGAUCGCUUUGGGCACUGUGGCCAGCCAGACUGCGUACAGUGUUUUUGCCUUUAAAUGCCCGUGUUCCUCUGGAAGGAACUACCUCUACGGCCUGGCAGCCAUUGGUGUUCCAGCGCUUGCAUUUUUCCUCAUAGGAAUAAUGAUGAACAAGAACACCUGGGACCUGGUGUCCGAGUGUCGGCUCAGAUUGUGCCGGAAGCUGUCGGGGGCCGCAGCCUUUAUGCUGCUGGGAAGCAUCAUUGGUCGAGCUGUGGUGGCUCCACUAACAUGGGUGGUUAUCUCUUUGCUGCAGGGACAGGCAUACACAUGUGCCCUCAGUGAGUUUAUUGACCCCAGUACGCUGCCGGGCUUCCCCUCAGAUAAGGGUUCAGAUGUCAUGGCGGAAUUCCCGUGUCCAGGAGCUGUUCCAAAGGAGCUGCAAGGCUUCUGGCCUGAAAUUGAGCGGCGACUGAAUUAUGAAUCUCAGCUGAUAGGCUGGUUGCUGGUGGCAGGAAUGUCCCUGGUGGUGUUCCUGAUGCUCUGUUUAAAGCGCUGCGCCUCUCCUCUUGGCUACCAGCAGGAGGACUACUGGUCUCAGUACCGCUCUAAUGAAGACAACCUGUUCAACCGCACGGCAGCAGUCCAUGCUCGCCUCCUGGCUGCAGAGAACGUUAAGAACUUCUUUGGCUUUGUGGCACUGGAGAAGGAAGAGAAGGAGCAGAUGACUGGGCAGAGUGCUCGUCCUAUCUGCAGAGCUAACUGGAACAGAGUGACUGGUGUCUACCUCUACAGGGAGAAGAAUGAACUGCCUCUUUACAGCAGGCUCAACAAAUGGGUCACGUACAGCCAGGAGAAUAACGUGGAGGCCAUGGACAAAGAGAUUGACAUGCUCAUCUGACAGCAUUCUUCUGAAAGGUGGUCCAGUGGCUGCUACCAUAAAGGCGUCAGUAUGCUUUAAAUAGAGGGCUUUUCAUCAAACAUCUGCAAAGUCCUUCAGCUCACUGAUCUGAGAACUUUUUUUGAUAAUUUACAAACUUUCAGAAACUUACAGUUUGACAAUCACACACACAAUUUCCAGUGGAAUAUAACACUAGUAUACCAGGGUAUUUAGAAAUCCAGACAAUAUGACAACGAUUUUCUACAACUUAAUGUCUCUAAAUCAAAAUAUAGACGGUUGGCAGUAAGAUAGAGGGAGUACAGUUCAGAUGUUUGAAUCACAUGUUCAUCAAGGAGGUGCUUAUAAAAGCAAUGGCCAUUUGCUCAGAUUGUGCACACCCCUUUAAUUCAGAGUAUAAACUGUUACCAUCUAGCCUGCGCUUCAAGGCCCUUAUUAUCAUAAAAAACAGGUAUAGGAAUUCCUUCAUAGCAGGAGAAGCUAACUGCUGCUGUUGUGGACAAGUCCAUUACCUUGGUGAUGGGUGGGAGUGGGGAUGCUGGAGAUGGUGAUGGUGAUGAAGACGGUGGUGGUGAUGAUGGUGAUAAUGAUAGCGAUAAUUCUGUUUGUAAUGUUUACUUAAGCCUACUUGAAGUGUAGUAUAUCUUGUCUUAUCUGAAGUGUUGAUCUUGUGGUGACUCAGAGGCCCAGAAUUACACGGACAUGUCAAGUUUUGUUUGAUAAUGGAGAUGUACUGGUGCUGUUAAUGAUGAUGUAUACCGGUAUUAUAUUAUAUGCUUAUGGUUCUAGGUUCAGUGAGCUUCAAACUAUCUAUGGGCCCUGUGCUGCUACAGUGGACUUACAGCCUGAUGAGAUGAGCUAAGCUAGCAUUGGUGUGAGCCAUCCGGCCCGUGUUCUCUGCUCUAUAUUUCUAUUAUAUACGGCAUGUUUCUUAUAGUUUGUUAUGUAUUUUUUAUGCUUACUGCAGCACAAAUUGCCUGCUUAUACAAAUAAUAAAUUGAACUGAAUUGAUCCAUAUGACUUGUGAACUGAAGCUCAGCAGGGAUGGAAGAGCAGACAAAGGACAUCAAGUAUGUAAUUAAUGUCAAUUAGCAGGAGUUUACCAUCACUAAUUCAUAGGGGUUUCAUGGUGACCACUGUUCCCCCUUAGCCUCUUUAACUCCACUGUGGGCUGUGGGUUUUAAGUCAUGUUGUAUUUGUAAUGUUGGAACAAGCAGAAACAGAAUCUAUCUUGUCAUAUGUUGUCAUGCAGACAGUAUGGAAAGUAAUUGAUUUUCCAACCUUUAUUUUUAGCUUUAAAACUACUUAAGAAUUUUAGGGAGAAAAUCUGGCUUCAAGCACCUAAAUGUGACUUACAGGAUGUCAUAGAAAAUUCCCACUUUCAUAUACAGUAUAGUAUAGGCUGUACAGAAACUGUGUUUUUUGUCAUUCAUAUACAUAUGAACUAAUAAUCACCAACUUACCACCUUUUUCUGACUUGAAAUGUGAUCUGAAAAUAUAUUUAAUUUUUAAUCCAACAAAAUGUAAGGGUAUUGAGGCGGUAGGUCAUAUUUCAGCAGAUAUUCAGUCAUGAAGAACUGAAACUAACACUGACAUAGAUCCCACACACCUGUAAAUUUUUUGGACACUUUAUCUCAAAUGCUUUGCUCUAAGUUCUAUUUACAAUCAUCCUUUUAAACUUUAAACUUCAUUCAUUAAUAAACCCAAAACCAAAAAGUGUGGCUGUAUUUGUAUGGGCUGAGUCUACCAGUGUGCUCCACCAUCCAGCUACCCCAGAUGUGAUCCUUUAUGUGGUCCUGAUUAAGUCAUACUUUUUAAUGUCUUUCAUUAGCCUAAUUACAAGCAUGGACUCUUGUUAUGCAGUAUUACAUUACCAACAUUAGUGUUGUAGUCAAGACUGCUCAAACCGAGACCAAAUUAAGACCAAGACCAGUCGAGACCAAGACCAGUUCCCUGCAUUGCAUGGUACGCAAUAAAAUGUGGAACGAGAUCAUAGGUGCUUCACAAAUUGAUCUGAAAGAUCCACAUUCCCAUUAAAACACCCACAUACAAACACUAAGAGCUGAAAUCAACGUAAGCAUCACAGGGAGGGGUGACCGUCAUUAAUUAGGGUUAUUGGUUGCAUUUGAAGCAUUAUGUUUUACUUCCAAUCAAAGUUAGGUUGUUAACAAAUGAAUCAGACAAUGCAAAAGCAAAUUAUUGAUAUUCUCAAAGUUACGGUCUUGACUGGUCUUGAAAUAAAAUCCCAAGUCCUCAAUGUCCAAGACCGAGACAAGACCGAGUGCAAAUGCGGUCGAGUCCAAGACGAGACCAAAACCAUCAGAAAGUGGUCUUAGGAGAACACUAACCAGCAUCCCACUUGGGCUGGAUUUGGUUCAAGGAUUUUCAUUACUGGUGCCAAUAUGAUUCCCGUGUCUCUGUAAUAUUCCACAACAAGACAGAGAAACUGACUAACAGUGCAGUUUUCAAUGCUCUCUGCGACAGACCAGGGGACCUUCAGGUCUGCAAGUCAAUGGGAAGAGGAAGGGCAGGGUCCCCAUAUUUGAGCUGUGUCACAUCCUUUAGGGUCCCCAUACACUAGCAGUUGUUUUUUUUAUAUUUUGUUGUAAACGUUUCUUUGCUCAAGAAGUGUUACAAAACGUGAUAUUUUUUAUGAUGUUAAAAACAAGCUAAAUAUUCUUUUUUGUACUGUCUUAGCUGUGAAAGAAAUAUUCUGCUAAAUGACCUAAAAAUACAACCUGGUUGAAGUUCUAUAAAGUGCAGGUGAUGUUAGCCUGCUGAAGAAGCUAACAUUGAUGUACUGUACAACAGACUGUAGUAUAAUAUCUCCUCUGGAAUUAAACUGAAAAUGUAAACCUC